GAGUUUAAAUCUGGCUUUGCUGCUAUUGUUUUCUAACUUUGCAAGUUCUUGUCUGUCUAUAUUUCUUUCAUCAUAAGCUGGGUGGUUGUUGUUGUGGGGUCUCAUUCAAUGACCGACUCUACUUCUGACGUUGCUCUGUGAUAACCAUGAAUUAUUGGAUUUUGAAAGCUUUCCAAAGGCAAGUUUUGGUAACUUGGAGGAAGAGAUAAAACUAUUUUUUCUUUUGGUGGGGACUGAUUGUUAUAUAUCACCUUGAGAAUUAUUGCCACUACACUACUACUGCCACGCCUCUCUGCCUCUCAACCACAUGAAUUAGAUCUGCAUAGCACUCUUGUUUUGAUUGAAAAAACUAGUUAAUUUUGCCUUAGCAAUUAGUAAUGCCUUGAUUGUAUUAAAUUUGUGGCAGUUUCACCAAUUUUGGAUGUUAAUAAGUGCCCCGGUUAAUGAUUUAUCUGCAAAUGUGCACCUUGCUUUUGAGAAUCAUUGAUUCAGUUUGUAUCACUGAAUUUCUCAGCUCUUCCGAUGGAGUGGAAUGCAAAAUCUCCCUCACAAUGGGAGUGGGAGCACCUGUUCUUCUCCAAUGCAAAAGUAACCGAAAACCCCAAAUUACAACCACCACCAGAUUGGAGUGGUGAAGCAAAUGGAGAAACCAAUGUUGGGUUGUUGGACAAUUCUGGUGGUAGUGGUUGCUCUGAGUCUGAGCUCAUGAACCCAUCUUCGUCGAGAAGCUCGAAAUCUGCUUCCAUCAAUUCAUCUUCCAAUAGGGAUAGCAAAACAUCUAUGUUCACCUUAGAAAGUUCCCAAGAUGAUUCCAGUGGCAAAAAAGAAGAGCUGGUUGAAAACUCUCAUUCGCAUGAGGCGCCUCCUGGCUCUGGCGAACCGUUGCUUACUCUAAAGCUUGGCAAACGCUUGUACUUUGAGGAUGUUUGUCCGGGAAGUGAUGCCAAGAAGAACCAGUCUUCCUCAGGUGCUCCGAUUCAAGCUGUGAGUAGUGGAAAGAAAUCUAAGUCCAAUGCUCAGAACAUGCAAUAUCCAUGCUGCCAGGUUGAAGGUUGUGGCCUUGACCUCUUGUCAGCUAAAGAUUAUCAUCGCAAACAUAGAGUUUGUGAAAAUCAUUCCAAAUCUCCAAAGGUGGUUAUUGCUGGUUUGGAACGUCGAUUUUGCCAGCAAUGUAGCAGGUUCCAUGGUCUGUCAGAGUUUGAUGAAAACAAAAGAAGCUGCAGACGGCGUCUUUCAGAUCACAAUGCACGGCGUCGGAAACCUCAUCCUGAAACUGUCCAGUUAAAUCCAUCAGAUUUGACUCCGUCGCCUUUUGCAGUUGGGAGGCAACAGAUUAGCCCCUUCACUUAUACAACGAGCGGAGCCGCGAAUACAGUUUGGCAAGACAUGCGGCGGAGCAAGCAGCUCCCCCAGACGAAAGAUUUUCUGUUGAAGGCUGUGAAAGGCAACAAUGAGAUACCAAGUAUUGUGAGCAUGGUCACAGAGGAUAAUUCCAAAGGCAUUGCAUUUGCAAGCAAGACUCUUAUACUUUUUAACAGAUUGAUUCAAACUCACUCUCUCUGAUAUUUCUUGUUUGUUUACCUGAGUCUUUGUUUUCAGGUGUAGAGGAUUCAACUACGUGCUCUGAUACUCAAGAUUUCCAGAGUGCUCUCUCUCUUCUGUCAACCGAGUCUCAUCAGCCUCACCGCUUGCCUCUUGCUUCCUCGGAAUACUGGCACACUGAUCAACACCCAUUGGCUUCCACCAUGUGGCUCACCUACCCAACUUGCGACGACACCAUCACCAACCGCUCUCAGGAAUUUCAGCUCUUACGAGAACCUUAUGAUUCUGCUUUUAGUUAUCACCACUUGGAUUAACAAUCCUCUUUCACCCUCACUCACAAGGUUAGAGGUUGCACACAUUUUGGGUCCUUAUUCUUGCAGUUUUGCAGCUUUAGGCUUUUCUGCAACCACACCAACUCGCUAAUUUGUUCCCCUUUUUUUUUUAUAUAAUUUUAAAGCACUUUUGUUUUGCUGCCGGGGACAGAAUGCUUUUAUCAA
This is a messenger RNA of Arachis stenosperma, 2039 nucleotides long. RefSeq names its product squamosa promoter-binding-like protein 12. Bases 523 to 1563 code for a protein of 346 amino acids. Gene Ontology annotation, cellular component: nucleus. NCBI's taxonomy places the organism in Eukaryota, Viridiplantae, Streptophyta, Magnoliopsida, Fabales, Fabaceae. Gene Ontology annotation, molecular function: DNA binding. The transcript is spliced from 4 exons. The record is from RefSeq and is a predicted model, not a curated record.